AUGACAGCAAAAAUAGCUUUAUGUUUGCAUUUUAUUUUAAAUUUAUUCAUAAAUAAUAAAUUAAAGAUAUUGUUAUUUUAUUUUUAUUAAAUAUAUUAGAGCUGUUAGUUCCUAAAAUUGUUAAAAAAAUUAGAUAAAAUAAUAGAGAAAAUGGCAACAAAUAUUCAAGAUUAAUAGCCGUUGCAAUAGCAAAAUAGCUUGAAUAACAAUUAAAAAUAGUUAAAAACAUAAGGAAGUGCAACAAAACGUUAAAGUAUAUUUAAGGAAGAUGCUAUAUCAGAUGAAGGAAUGAAAAAUAUUAGUAAAGUCAUUCAGGAACUUCAAUUAAAAUUAAAGCCUACUUUUGAUAAUGUUUCAAAGAUAAAGCUCCCAAGAAUAACAGGAAGGUACCAAGAAGCAUGGGAUGAAAUGAAUAGGGCUAAGGAAGAGCUCAUUAGCAUGAUAGAGUAGUAUUUUAUAGAAAUGGAUAGCAAUUUAAAAGAAGCUUUUUCUAAAUUUCCAUGCGAUGAAUUAAGGGUUUAGACUUAGUAGAGAAUUUAAAGUAUCUUAAAAGAGUUCGAUUAUUAUUCAUAAAAAAUGUUAGCAAACAAUCUUCAGUAAUAAGAUGCUAUAAAUUUUAAAAGCAGAAAAUAUGAAUAAUAGAUGAUAGAAAUUGAAUAAGAUGUACUGUUUUUAGAUAAUGCCUUUAAGAUGGGAGUUUAAUUAAAAUAGAGCAAUUUUCCAUAUUUUAAGGUUGAUAGGAAGUAGCUUGAGCAAAUAUUAAUGAGCUUAAAUGAUUAUAUAUACACUGUCUGUCCUCCCGAAGACAUAAACGAGUAGCUUCUUGAAAUUCCUUAUAUAGAUUUAGAUUAGUACUACAAUAUUUCUAACAAUCCUUUUGGGUAGGCCUCUUCAUAAGUUAAAUAAAUCUAAAAGAUUGCUUAUUUUUUUGACAGAAAAGUAUCUUUCGUAGAUUUAUAAAGCAAUCAAAUUAAAUAGCUGCUUCUUCCUGUUUAAUAUUGUUAAUAUCAGCCUUCCUAUUUGUUGCUUCCAAAUUAAAAUAUUUUUUAUUGUGGAGGUAUUGAUGAUUCUCAAGAAAACUGUGAUGGAUUAAUUUCUUCUAGAUCUUUUGAGAUAAACACAACCAAAAAUAUAAUAACUCAACUUGCUGAAAUGAGAGUCAAAAGGAUUGGCCAUUCUAUAGUUUAUGCUACAGUUAAUUACCAAGAGCAGUCAGAAAUACAAAAGCUAAAAUCUGAAUUGAAUAUUAGUAUUCCAUAAUAAAAAAAUAGCUAAUAAAAUAAACUAAGUUAUAUUUAUGCUAUCGGAGGGAAAACAAACUAUGAUACAAAGACUAAACUUUGUGAGAGGUAUGAUGUCUAAAGAAAUGUUUGGGAAAGUAUAGCUCCUUUAAAUUAAGCCAGAUCAAGAUCUGCAUGCUGUUUAUUUAACGAAAAAUUUAUUUAUGCAUUUUAUGGAACAAGCAGUGAAAACAAAUCAGUUCAGACUGUAGAAAAGUAUGACAUAGAGCUUAAUAAAUGGGAAGUUUUAGAAGUCGUAAAUCAGUUACCUGGAUUCGAUGUGUCUUUUUCAGCUGCAAUCUAAAUUAACUCCUCUUAGAUUAUUUUAAUUGGAGGCUUUAGAGAGUCAAUGCUGAAUGAUAAAGGAUUUAUGCUUUUUAAUAGAAAAUUAAUAUGCUUUAAUACAUAAAACUCCACGCUUUCUUUGUUUAAAUAUAACAUGCCUUUAGACUUAUUACCAUUCAGCUAGCCUGUUAUAAGCAACAACGACUUGUACAUAGUAGGAACAUGCAUGGAAAAUAUAAGUGAAGAUAAACCGUGCUUACUACAGAAGAAUGCCUUUGUUGUAAAAUUAGAUGAAAUGUCUGGUCCAACAAUUACUAAAGUCAUUUCUAAUUAAGAAGGCCAAGAAAUAUAAAUUCUACCCUUUAAAUAAGGGAAUUGA
This is a messenger RNA of Tetrahymena thermophila SB210, 1944 nucleotides long. RefSeq names its product kelch motif protein. The transcript has 3 exons. Gene Ontology annotation, molecular function: protein binding. The record is from RefSeq and is a predicted model, not a curated record. NCBI's taxonomy places the organism in Eukaryota, Ciliophora, Oligohymenophorea, Hymenostomatida, Tetrahymenidae.